Symbiodinium necroappetens is the source of this 1437-nucleotide messenger RNA. The record is from the annotation of a GenBank genome assembly. Lineage: Eukaryota; Dinophyceae; Suessiales; Symbiodiniaceae.
AUGGCUGUCGCAUUUCUGAGCACUUCCUGCAGGCUGUCGAAGAGAGCCUUCUCGGCAGCGGCGACCGGCACCUCUCUACCCAAGUCCUGGUAUAAUAUCCAGGCAGACUUGCCGGUGCCUCUGGCGCCACCUUUGCAUCCGGGAGAGCUGCGACCCUGUACGCCUGACGACUUUGCUCCCCUCUUCCCUGCAUCCCUCAUUGAGCAGGAGGUUUCUUCGGAGAGGUACUUGGAGAUCCCUGCAGAAGUGAGGGAGGUCCUCAACCUGUGGCGUCCAACACCGUUGAGACGAGCAUCCCGGUGGGAAAAGCUCCUGGGGCUACCUGGGAAUGUCAAGAUCUUUUACAAGUACGAAGGUGGGUCACCUUCCGGAUCCCACAAGACCAACACGGCCGUCCCACAGGUCUACUACAACAAGCUGGCCGGCACAAAGAAGAUAACCACAGAGACAGGAGCUGGGCAAUGGGGUUCUGCAUUGGCCUGGUCUGGAGGUCAGUUUGAUUUGCCCAUUGAGGUCUACCAGGUCAAGGUUUCCUACGAGCAGAAGCCUUACCGGAAGGCCUUCAUCGAAGCCUGCGGCGCAGAGAUCUUCCCAUCACCGUCCACGAAGACUGCUGUGGGCAGUAAGGCCCUAGAGGAAGACCCAACGUGUCCCGGAUCCUUGGGAAUUGCCAUCUCGGAGGCUAUCGAGGCUUGUGUCUCCUCAGAAGAUGCCAAGUAUGCUUUGGGCUCGGUCUUAUCCCACGUACUGAUGCACCAGACGGUCAUUGGCCAAGAGGCCAUUGAGCAGCUCGCAGGCUUUGGGGAAUAUCCGGAUGUGGUUGUUGGCUGCACCGGUGGCGGCAGCAACUUUGCAGGGAUUGCUUUCCCUUUCCUUGGUGAGAAGCUGCGGUCUGAAGCUGCCAAGCCAGAAAUCCGAUUCCUUGCCGUGGAGCCGGCAGCGUGUCCCUCUCUCACUCGGGGAGCCUACGCCUAUGACUUUGGGGAUACGGCCAAGCUGACCCCACUAUUGAAGGCUCACACGCUCGGUUCUAGCUUCAUGCCCCCCUCCGUGCAUUCUGGCGGACUCAGAUACCAUGCCAUGGCGCCCCUCAUCUCCCACCUGAAGGAGCUGGGCACGAUUGAGGCGCAAGCUGUGCAACAGACAGCAGCCUUUGACGCGGGAUCCUCCUUCUUCCGAGCUGAGGGAAUUCUGCCUGCUCCAGAAGCGACGCAUGCCAUUGAAGGUGCUCUUCAAGAAGCAAAGGCAGCAGCUGCUGCUGGCAAGUCUCGCGUGAUUCUCUUCAACAUGUGUGGUCACGGGCAUUUCGACAUGUUCGCCUGGGAAAAGUAUGCGAAGGGGCAAAUUGAAGACUUUGUCUUCCCGGAGGAACAACUGAAGGAAGCACUGAAGCACGUUCCUGGACUGAACGGCGUGAACUUUCCGCAGCCGCCGUGA